This is a messenger RNA of Vollenhovia emeryi, 946 nucleotides long. RefSeq names its product serine protease gd-like. Gene Ontology annotation, biological process: proteolysis. Bases 109 to 741 code for a protein of 210 amino acids. The record is from RefSeq and is a predicted model, not a curated record. The transcript is spliced from 2 exons. Gene Ontology annotation, molecular function: serine-type endopeptidase activity. Lineage: Eukaryota; Metazoa; Arthropoda; Insecta; Hymenoptera; Formicidae.
CCUGUGUAUCGCACUUGAUGUAUGUAAUAUAGGAUCCUUCCGGAUAGAAAGUGUAGACAGUCACAAAAUAUAAUUCAUACGUGUGUCUUUUUUACAGGGGCGGACGUCAUGAAACUAUCAAGGGCUACCAACGAAACAAUAGACCCCAAAUUAGUGCAAGUGGUAUUGGGGCGAUAUCACUUGCUCGAAGAGCAAGGAGAAGGAUCUGCCAUACGUAAAGUCGCGAGCUACGUGAUUCACCCCGAUUAUGAGCACUAUAUUAGCACUGAUUUCAAUAUGGCGGUUUUGACCCUCGAGAGCCCCGUCGAGUUCACUCCUUUUAUCAGGCCUAUUUGUCUAUGGUCUGGUUCACCUACAUUUGAAAAAGUCAUUAAUAGGGUAGGAUACACCGUAGGAUGGGGUAAAGACGAGCAUGAGCAACGUGAUUCUCAAUUACAACGGAUGUUGAAGGCGUCGAUAAUGAGUCUAGAGGACUGUAUCAAGGAUGAUAUUGGAUACUCUUAUGUGACCACAAAUAAUACUUAUUGUGCUCGUUCCCUUGACAACAACCGUCCUUGUUGGGGUAACAGUGGGGACGGGAUGAUACUUCUGAACAAUAUCACUGGCAGUUAUGAGUUGCGUGGCAUUAUUGCGGGAAUUUUAGUUCCACCCGGCUAUGCCUUCUGCGAUCCACGAUUACACGUCAUCUAUGUCGAUGUGGCCAAAUACGUACCCUGGAUUCAAGAACAAAUUUCGGUGUAACGUUCGUCUCCAGUCGCAAAACGCAAUAAAUGGUAAUCGAUAAGUUUCUUUAUGUAAAGUUUAUUCGAUGAUGCGGUACUUAUAUGUAAACAGUUACUCACUAGAAUUAAGUAGUUACGAAUUUUGCUUUUGAUUAUAUAUUCCGAGUAUUCUUCUAACGUCUUUCUAAUCUGGAUACAAGGCAGAAUAAAUAAGUAACAUACAU